Closterium sp. NIES-65 is the source of this 1443-nucleotide messenger RNA. NCBI's taxonomy places the organism in Eukaryota, Viridiplantae, Streptophyta, Zygnematophyceae, Desmidiales, Closteriaceae. The record is from the annotation of a GenBank genome assembly.
AUGGGUGGCGGUAAGUCCGGCGCUGAUGUGGCAGCGGGCUCUUGCUGCGGCAAGGGCCCCGGAUACGUAUCCCCGCUAAAAGCCAUGGAGGGACCGCGCGAGAAGCUGCUGUACACGACGGGUAUCUACACUGGGACAGGCAUCGAAAAGCCGGAUUUCCUGGCAACAAUUGACGUGGAUCCAGAAUCGGGAAGUUUCGGUCAAGUAAUCCACCGGCUGUUCAUGCCGCACCUUAAUGACGAGCUCCAUCACUCAGGAUGGAACGCAUGUAGCUCGUGCGUCAACGAUCCCACUAAGUCGCGCAAAUACCUCGUCCUGCCGGCUCUACAGUCGAGCCGCGUCUACGCCGUGGAUGUCGCGACUGAUCCGCGCGCGCCGUCCCUCCACAAGGUCGUGCAGGCCGAAGAUAUCGCCGCGAAAACCGGGCUGGCGUACCUUCAUACGACGCACUGCUUGGGCUCUGGAGAAAUCUUAAUCUCCGCUUUGGGCGACCCGGAGGGUAACGCUGGCGACACGGGGUUCUUGUUACUGAGUGAGGAUUUCGAGAUCAAGGGCCGGUGGCAGAAGGAAGGCGGGGCGAAGCUUCCGUUCCAUUAUGACUACUGGUACCAGCCGCGGCAUAACGUACUCGUUAGUAGCGCCUGGGGCGCGCCGAAGCGGUUCACCAAGGGAUUCGACCCGGGACACGUGGCGGAGGAUUACGGGCGGCACUUGUACUUCUGGGACUGGACGACGCAUGAGCUGACUCAAACCGUCGAUUUGGGGAUCGAGGGGCUAAUUCCCCUGGAGAUUCGAUUUGUGCACGAUCCGGAUAAGGCGGUGGGAUUCGUCGGCGCUGCGCUCAGCAGCAACAUCAUUCGAAUCAGCAAGGAUGACGCGGGAAAAUGGAGCACUGAUGUGGUCAUCCGCGUGGAACCCAAGGACGUGGAUGGCUGGGCUCUCCCGCAACUCCCGGGGCUCAUAUCCGACAUUCUCAUCUCGCUCGACGACCGCUUCCUCUAUUUCUCCAACUGGCUGCAAGGCGAUCUGCGACAGUACGACAUUUCCGUCCCGGCCAAUCCGAAGCUCGUGGGGCAGGUGUUUCUGGGGGGGGUGAUACGCGAGGGAGGUGCCGUCACGGAGAAAAACGGCAACCCGCCGCCUGAAGUGCCCACUGUCAAGGGUAAGGAGCUAAGGGGCGGGCCGCAAAUGAUCCAGCUAAGCCUUGACGGAAAACGUCUCUACGUCACGAAUUCGCUCUUCUCGUCGUGGGACCGUCAGUUCUACCCCGACCUUAUCCAGAAGGGCGGGCAUCUGCUGCUCGUACACGUGGACACCGAAAACGGGGGUCUCACGCUCGACAAGGAUUUCUUUGUGGAUUUUGGGGAUUUUCCCGAGGGGCCCGCGUUGGCACACGAGACUAGGUAUCCUGGUGGUGACUGCUCGUCCGAUAUUUGGGUGUGA